This is a messenger RNA of Klebsormidium nitens, 1013 nucleotides long. Lineage: Eukaryota; Viridiplantae; Streptophyta; Klebsormidiophyceae; Klebsormidiales; Klebsormidiaceae. The record is from the annotation of a GenBank genome assembly.
UGCGAGUUGCAGGGGGUGGAAGACAACAGGCUGAACUGCAUUGGUUUUGCAUUUGGCAGAAACUUUCUGAGACUCAGACAGACGAAGCAGGGUGGAAAGGAGGCGAGCGGGGAAAGGCUGCAAGCGAGCUGCGAGCCUCCAGGAUUUGGCAGGGAAAAAGGAAAGACAAAUUUGUUAGUGUGUUGAGCACAAGAACCAGGCCAGAGGCGUUUCUUAGUAAAACAGCGGAAGCCGGAGGGUGGGGUUGGGGUUUGUUGCUUUCCUGCGAGAGUGGGGCGGGCAAGCAUGGCGUCUGCAUUGCGGAGCAGCUUUGCACAGCUCUCGCUGAACUCUUCAGCCUUCCAUGGAAGCAGCAUUAAGCAGACCUCGAUCGCACAGCCUAGCGUGUCCUACAGCCCACUCACUGUCACCAAUGUGGCAAAGUCCUGGGAGAAGAAGAAGCUGAACAAGAAUGGAAACCCCAUCACACACAAGGUGCACGUCAAGGUCGGUGACACCGUGCAAGUGAUUGCUGGAAGCGACAAGGGGAAGGUCACCGAGAUCACUCGGAUCACUCGGUUCAAUAGCAUGGUCUUCUGUAAGGAUGUAAACAUCAAGACGAAGCACCAAAAGCCACGGGCCGAGGGGGAGACCGGUCAGAUUAUCACCUUCGAAGCCCCCAUUCAUAGUUCAAAUGUUGCGUUGUACUCUAAAACGGCUAGCACUAGGAGCCGAGUAGGGCAUAAGGUCUUGGACGACGGGAGGAAAGUGCGGUAUCUGAUCAAGACGGGCGAAGUUAUUGACCAGCCGUACCAGAAGCCAGUCAAGGAAGAGGCCUAACAUUCGAAUAUUCUCCUAAUAUUGACUGGCACCAUAGGGAUGACGAGCACGAAGCAAAAUCGUUUUCUGCUUCUUGCAUCUGAAAAAGGCUCAGUGAGUUCGGUAAGUUCAAUUUCCGCCUUCCAAUCAGUUGUAAAUCCCUACCCAAGCUUAUGAGUCGGGAUGCAUGCCGGGUGCACUUGACAGUUCACUGC